Messenger RNA from Ylistrum balloti, 2368 nucleotides. RefSeq names its product protein amalgam-like. The coding region runs from base 336 to 1256 and encodes 306 amino acids. NCBI's taxonomy places the organism in Eukaryota, Metazoa, Mollusca, Bivalvia, Pectinida, Pectinidae. Gene Ontology annotation, cellular component: neuron projection membrane. The transcript has 9 exons. The record is from RefSeq and is a predicted model, not a curated record. Gene Ontology annotation, biological process: synapse organization.
UUGGAUGUAUUUGUUUAUAAAAGAGAGCGGGAAGUGAUACAUGUGGAAUAACAUAUGUGUAGAUGUGGAUAUACUUAAAAUCACGACAAGUGAUCUUGAUAAUGGUACUCUGACGUCAUUGAGGAGAUGAAGGAACUUGCAUUAACAGAAGAGGGACGGGCCACCCCCGUAGGCCAUUUUGGAGUAACUAUUGAGUAAUUCCUGUCGCCCGGGAUCCUGUAAAAGGGUCUUACAAAUUGUUGUGUGUUGUUUUCUAAGGAUAUAUUCAACUCUGUGGGAAUUGUGAUAGUGAUUACAAUGUAAUUACAUACACGUUCGGAGUAUAUACUUUGACCAUGGUGGUUCUGCCUAUCAGUGGCACAUUUUUGGCGUCAACCGCGCUUGGACUAAUCCUCAUGAUUCUAAGUGCACUUCCCAGUGGGGCCGUGCGAUACCUCCGGCCAAUGUUUAAUGAUAUGGAGUCUAAUGUUACUGCCUAUGUAGGUGACUCAGCGGUGCUCGAGUGCUCCGUCAGGAACCUUGGAACAAAAUCUGUAAUUUGGAAGAGGAAGUCAGAGAAACAUGCAUUGACGAUAGGUGAUUUUGUGUUUACGAGCGACAACUCCUACUCCGUGGAACAUGUCGACCGCAGUCAAAUCUGGGCUCUCGUUAUUAAGAAUGUGCAAAAAGAGCACGCAGGGGAGUAUGAGUGCCAAAUUAGUACUAAGGAGGACCUAAAUAAAACCGUAUCAUUGACUGUGUUAGAUGCAUCAAGACAAACACCAGUGCCCACACAGCGGCCCUCGCCCAUAUCAUCAGCUGUGACCUUGGGAGGAGGUGAAUUCGUUGAGAAGGGAAAUCCUAUAACACUGUCCUGUAACGCCACAGGCAAAUUAAUGACCCCCGAUGAUAUUGAUUGGUUUAAGGACGGUAUCAAAAUUAGAAGCAGUGCCAGUAAUUCUAUACAAAUCACAAAACGCCGAAUGCCAGUCACACGAACAUUAGUUAGUACUCUACGAAUAAAACACAGCAAUAUGAGUGACGCGGGGACUUAUAUCUGUCGGAGUACAGACCUCAAAGUGAACGGCAUCUACGUGAGCGUUUUAAAUUCGGAAUCAAUCCAGACUAAACGCGGAACAGACGGUGAAAACAAAAACGGCGAGUUUGGUCUACGCAAAACAUCAGAUAUCAAUGGCCAGUGCAGGUUACACGAACUACCCGUGCACGUGUUAUUGACCUUUUACUGUCUUGUAUAUAUACUGUCCAGAUUUCACUAAUAGGUUAUCCUACGCGGGUGCGCGCACAUAGACACGUGAUAUAUGGGACUAGUGCCGCAAUCAGACGGAAAAAGUCACUGGAUAUGGGCUAGCCAAGGAUCGUAUUGACUAAAUAUGCAUCUGUCAAUGACGCUUAAUUAUGAGGCGAGCGUGUGUAUUAAUGAGAGGUUCAAAGUAUAGAGAUCAACAGGUACAUUCUGUUAGCGACCACCGAGGACAGUUAUGUCUGGAUUCUGAACAAAUGAGCUGAAUGGCUCCUACAUAAUAGUACAUUCUUGUCGUUGCUGACCAUUUCAGCGCAUAACGUCAGGAAACAUUAUGCAACCGACAUUACAGUGACGAACCGUCUGCCGCAUUCUGUUCUCUACGACUUCCGGCAAGUUAUUUCCGGUCCGGAAGGUAAUGCUCAUAUUGACCCGACAAGCGCAGACCGAUUAAUUAUCGGUGAGAUUGCGCAUGUGCGUUUCAGACAAGAAAUGUCAUGCUAACACGGAACACUGAUCGUUUAAAGGAUUCCGAUUAUUCGUGAUAGAGGCCAGGUUCGUCGAGACAUGGAAAUUCAGAAUAUUUAACGGCCAAUGAUCAGGUUAUAGCAGUCGUUCAUCACAUCUGAUAAAGUCCGCAUGGCUACACUAUUGGUACUGUAGUCAACAUUUCGAAUCAUUCAUAUUUAUUAUUUAUACGUAUCAGGGAGUUGCUAUUGAGCAAGGGUCACAUGUUACACGAACGAUGGGUCCCAACUGAACUCUGAUACGACCCGUGGUUCACGUAAGUCAAAUUAACAUCUGUACAAUACCGAGCCCUUAUGCCUACCCAACGUUCUUACGUGUUUUCUACACUUUUUUCUUUCUUCAAUUUCCUACAAAUUAAUCAUCUGUUUAAAAUGUCACGUCAUUACCCUGACGAUAGGGUGCUUGUCACAUUUUAGAUGAAUUAAAUGAAAAUGGAGUAAGUUUUGUUGAUAUAAAUAAAUUCCCCUGACAAUAUGGCUGCCUGAUAUGGUGUAUCUACUUUUGAUAAGACAAAAACAAUGCUUACCUGCCAUGUAUAUUACACUUCAGUUUCAGUAUGUUUAUGAACAAUGUUCUCCUAUAAUGACUUCAGAAAUAAAA